Wasmannia auropunctata (little fire ant) is the source of this 1897-nucleotide messenger RNA. Its product is annotated as esterase E4-like. The annotation marks the transcript as partial. The transcript is spliced from 7 exons. The record is from RefSeq and is a predicted model, not a curated record. Gene Ontology annotation, molecular function: hydrolase activity. Lineage: Eukaryota; Metazoa; Arthropoda; Insecta; Hymenoptera; Formicidae.
GAUCCGCUACCAGCAGAACCAUGGUUCGGUAAUAGAGACGCCUCGAAGUUCGGAAACGUCUCUGUUCAAAUGAAUCUUCUUACACGCGAAUUUGAGGGCGAUGAAGAUUGUCUCUAUUUAAAUGUGUACACUACGAAAAUCGAACCUUCGAAGAAGCGUGCGGUAAUGGUGUGGAUACACGGCGGUGCUUUCUAUUUGGGUUCCGGUGAUGCAUUCUUUUACGGUCCUGAUUACAUCAUACCGAAAGACGUAGUUUUGGUUACCUUGAAUUAUAGACUAGGUGUUCUAGGUUUCCUAAAUCUGUACGACAAAGUGGCAACUGGUAAUCAAGGGAUGAAAGAUGUGGUCAUGGCGUUACGAUGGGUCCAGAAAAAUAUAUCACAGUUCGGAGGAGACCCAGAAAAUGUUACUAUUUUCGGUGAAAGUGCUGGUGGAGCCAUCGUACAUUGUCUAACUCUAUCUCCGUUAGCGACAGGUUUAUUUCAUAAAGCAAUAGCACAAAGUGGAGUCGUAAGAUGUCCUUGGGCCUUUACUGAAAGAGAACCACAUUCAAUGAACAAAGGAUUUCGGCUCGCGGAGAAACUCGGAAAAGCGACCGCAGAUCCAAAAAUCGCUUACGAGUUUCUUAAAACAAUCGAUGCCAAAAAGCUCAGAGAGACGGAACAGAAACAUCUCCUGACAGAAGCAGAACGUCAAGCGUACAGCUUGAUAUUUACACCCACGGUGGAUCACGAAUCAUCGAAUCCAUUUUUCCCGGAAAAUCCAAAAACAUUCAUGAGUCGCGGGGCUAAAGUACCAUUAAUUUUGGGUUUUACCAGUCGCGAGGGAUCUACCAUUGUAUGCGGUAACUUUCACGGGCACAUAACUAAAGAGCAGCUUAAAAAAGUUGAUUCCGAUUUCAAGAGCAUCAUAUUACCUAGAACAUUAUCUACACUGCCAAUUACAGUCGAAGAAUUGCGCUCUUUGUAUUUUGGUGACAAAGCAGUGUCAGAGGAAACACUAAUAAAUUGUGUUGAUUUUAUUAGCGAUGAAUAUUUCACUCGUGGUAUAAUGGAAGUAGUGGAUAUUCAGACAAAGUUGAAAAAUGAUAAGAAAGCAACAUAUCUGUAUCAAUAUUCGUAUGAAAGCGAAACGUCUCCGUUGAGAAAAAUAUUAGAUAUUCACAUUCCAGGUGUGUCUCAUGGCGAGGAAUUGGCAUACUUGUUUUAUUUUAAUGUGAUGAAAGAUCUCGGUAUGCCACCACCUGCAGUUGAUUCGGAAGACUAUAAAAUAAUAAACUGCUUAACGCAAAUGUGGACGGAUUUUGCUAAAACAGGAAAUCCAACGCCUGUUACAAAUAUGUGGUUACCGGUGACUGAUUCACUACGCGGAAAGUACAAUUAUCUAAAUAUCGAUAAAAACUCGCAAAUGAACGUCUUCCAUAAAGGAAAAGAAAGAUGGGACUGGGAAGAGAAGAAAAAUAAGUUACGGCGCUAAAACUUUAGCAGACGGGGUUUCUCGAUGUCUAUUUCAUAACUAUAAUAAAUGUUUUUCAAAGACAUAUUUUUAAAUUAACGGAAUAUGGGCACUGUUAUUAUUUAUCUUAAGAUUAGUUUUAAUUAGCCGAAAUAUGGGUAUUAUUAAGAUUUUCGAACUAUGAUUUAUUGGGAGCAAAAAGCUCUUUGCGAAUUCAGCUUAAGAAGUACUAAUAAAUCAUACAACAAAUUUGUCGAUGAAUAUCAAGUAACUUUAACUGAAUACAGAUUAAGAAUUCGUCGCUAAAAUUAACUAACUGAAUACAGUAAUGCAAAUAAAAUUAGAAAAUAUAAUAAAAUAUUGUUAUAUAUUUACAAUGUUAAUUGUAUUAAACCUUGGGUGUUUUUCUUUCAUUAAUAUAGUAUACGUAUUGCAUCCAAAA